Molecule: messenger RNA, 219 nt
Organism: Trichechus manatus latirostris (Florida manatee)
Lineage: Eukaryota; Metazoa; Chordata; Mammalia; Sirenia; Trichechidae
Gene: CUNH5orf46
Product: chromosome unknown C5orf46 homolog
Exons: 2
Coding region: 1-219 (72 amino acids)
Source: RefSeq, a predicted model, not a curated record
AUGGCUGUCUCAGUACUCCGGUUGACAAUUUUCCUGGGCCUCCUUAUCUUAAUCCUGACCUGCCAAGCAGAUGACAAACCAGAUGGCAAGCCAGAUGAUAAGCCAGCUGACUCAGACAACAACACAGACAAUUUUCCAAAAUUUCUGCACACCCUGGGCACAGAGAUCAUUGACAAUGCAGUCGAAUUCAUCCUCCACUCCAUGUCAGGGGGCAAGUAA